CAAGAUUCCCUGGAGUGGCUGCAAGUGUUUCUGAAGAGGAGACCUUCCACAGCUGGGCUAUCUGUGACUGAGGUGGCGGUCUGCUGCAGUGAGUGUGGGGUCCUCGGGUGUCUGCCUUACCUGGCUGUUUUCUCAGUGCUAAAGCGUGGAGAGUAAGGAUGUCAAUGAACAAGGGCCCAACCCUGCUGGAUGGAGACCUCCCUGAGCAGGAGAAUGUGCUCCAGAGAGUCCUGCAGCUGCCUGUGGUGAGCGGGACCUGCGAGUGCUUCCAGAAGACCUACAACAGCACCAAAGAAGCCCACCCCCUGGUGGCCUCUGUGUGCAAUGCCUAUGAGAAGGGCGUGCAGGGUGCCAGCAACCUGGCUGCCUGGAGCAUGGAGCCGGUGGUCCGCCGGCUGUCCACCCAGUUCACAGCUGCCAAUGAGUUGGCCUGCAGAGGCUUGGACCACCUAGAGGAAAAGAUCCCGGCUCUUCAAUACCCUCCAGAAAAGAUCGCCUCUGAACUGAAGGGCACCAUCUCUACCCGCCUCCGAAGCGCCAGGAACAGCAUCAGUGUGCCCAUUGCAAGCACCUCUGACAAGGUUCUGGGGGCCACUCUGGCCGGCUGCGAGCUCGCCUUGGGGAUGGCCAAAGAGACAGCGGAAUAUGCCGCCAACACCCGGGUUGGCCGACUGGCCUCUGGAGGGGCUGAUCUGGCUCUGGGAAGCAUCGAGAAGGUGGUAGAGUUCCUCCUGCCACCAGACAAGGCGGAGUCAGCCCCUUCUUCCGGACGGCAGAGGACCCAGAAGGCUCCCAAGGCCAAACCAAGCCUCAUGAGGAGGGUCAGCACCCUGGCCAACACUCUUUCUCGACACACCAUGCAGACUACAGCACGGGCUCUGAAGCAGGGACACUCUCUGGCCAUGUGGAUCCCGGGUGUGGCACCCCUGAGCAGCCUGGCCCAGUGGGGCGCAUCAGCAGCCAUGCAGGUGGUGUCCCGGCGGCAGAGUGAGGUGCGGGUGCCCUGGCUACACAACCUGGCAGCCUCUCAGGAUGAGAGCCAUGACGACCAGACGGACACGGAGGGAGAGGAGACAGACGAGGACGAGGAGGAAGAGGAGUCUGAGCCCGAGGAGAGUGUGCUCAGAGAGGUAACAGCCCUGCCCAACCCGAGAGGCCUCCUGGGUGGUGUGGUACACACCAUGCAGAAGACUCUCCGGAACACCAUCUCCGCAGUAACCUGGGCACCUGCGGCUGUGCUGGGCACGGUGGGAAGGAUCCUGCACCUCACACCAGCCCAGGCUGUCUCCUCCACCAAAGGGAGGGCCAUGUCCCUGUCCGAUGCCCUGAAGGGUGUUACCGAUAACGUGGUAGACACUGUGGUACACUAUGUGCCGCUUCCCAGGCUGUCCCUGAUGGAGCCCGAGAGUGAAUUCCGAGACAUCGAUAACCCUCCAGCAGAGGCCGAGCGCAAAGGGUCCGGGGCGCGGCCGGCCAGCCCGGAGUCCACGCCGCGCCCGGGCCAGCCCCGUGGCAGCUUGCGCAGCGUGCGAGGUCUCAGCGCGCCCUCCUGCCCCGGCCUGGACGACAAAACCGAGACGUCAGCGCGUCCCGGCUUCCUGGCUAUGCCCAGGGAGAAGCCUGCGCGCAGAGUCAGCGACAGCUUCUUCCGGCCCAGCGUCAUGGAGCCCAUCCUGGGCCGCGCGCAGUACAGCCAGCUGCGCAAGAAGAGCUGAGCCCCUGCUCGCCCUGGAGCCUCCCCACGGGAAGGUCGCUUCUCUCCAAGGGGCUCUCCAUUAGGGUGGCCCGAGCCACAACCCCACGAUGCUCUCGAGGCACACAUCAUGUCCUAAGCAUCCUUUGGGGGCUUGACCAUCAGAGCCAGUUUUUAAGGGUUACCAGAGCAGCGGUCGACUCUCUCCUUUCUCGUGGGCAGAUUCUCUCAUGGCU
Messenger RNA from Mus pahari (shrew mouse), 1929 nucleotides. RefSeq names its product perilipin 1 (gene Plin1). The transcript has 9 exons. The coding region runs from base 159 to 1715 and encodes 518 amino acids. The record is from RefSeq and is a predicted model, not a curated record. Gene Ontology annotation, biological process: lipid metabolic process. NCBI's taxonomy places the organism in Eukaryota, Metazoa, Chordata, Mammalia, Rodentia, Muridae. Gene Ontology annotation, cellular component: lipid droplet.